This is a messenger RNA of Balaenoptera acutorostrata (minke whale), 2255 nucleotides long. RefSeq names its product transmembrane 7 superfamily member 2 (gene TM7SF2). NCBI's taxonomy places the organism in Eukaryota, Metazoa, Chordata, Mammalia, Artiodactyla, Balaenopteridae. Gene Ontology annotation, biological process: sterol biosynthetic process. Gene Ontology annotation, molecular function: oxidoreductase activity, acting on the CH-CH group of donors, NAD or NADP as acceptor. Gene Ontology annotation, cellular component: endoplasmic reticulum membrane; nuclear inner membrane. The coding region runs from base 800 to 2026 and encodes 408 amino acids. The record is from RefSeq and is a predicted model, not a curated record. The transcript is spliced from 6 exons.
CAGCCAGGAGGAGGGGUGGGAUGGGUGAGCAGUGCCUGGGCUGCGCAGGGCCAAUAUUGUGCUGACAUAAAUCAUUAAUCAUUCAUUCCACAAAUAUUUGUUGAGUCCAUCAUGUGCCCAAGCACUGCUCUAAGUACUGGGAGACAAAAGAAAGAAAAGUUACAGGAAAGAAAGAAAAAACCCUCUGUCUUCAUGAAGCCUACAUUCUAGUGGGAAAGACAGACAAAAAAUAAGUAAAAUAUGUAUCGCAUGUCAGGGGACGCUAAGUGCUAUGGGGAAAAAGUGAGGGAGUUAGGAGAGCAGGUGCAAUUAUAAAUAAAGCGGUCAAGCGCAAAAUCUAUUUCGAGGAGGAGAGAGAGUGAUCCUGUGCUGCUUGCUGGUCAAAGCGGUGCAGAACUUCAAACUGGUCACUGGGUUUAGCAACCUGUCACUGGUAGCCUUGAAAACAGGCCAACUGUGUUUUUUUGGUUAUAAUCACCCAUACUGGACUGUGGUCAAGAUUUCCUGAAGGGUUUCUUGAGCAAGGUCCCUGUCACCCUGGAAACUACCUCAUCCAGAGACGGGAGGAGUGCUGGGCGCCCGUCACAGAUCUGGUCUUCAAGGCUGUUUCCUCAUCAUGUGUGAAAUGGGAUAAAGUAAGAGCUUCCUCCCAAGAUUAUUGUGAGGAUUAGAGGUGGUAACCUGAUUGGCAGCCUCAAGCCAGUGCUACCAGAAUGGGGGUGCUCAGUAUAGGCUGGCUGCCAGCUCAUCAUUAUCGAGCACUUACUAGGUGCUUAGUGCUUCACACACAUUAUGGUCCAUGAUGAUCUCCCUUUUCUACAUGGAGGUGGGGAAAAUAGGCUUUAGAGAGGGUAAGCAGCUUGCCCAGGUGGCGAAGCUGAGAUUCAAAACCAGGUCUGUUUUUUUUUUUUUUUUAAUUUUAUUUAUUUAUUUAUUUAUGGCUGUGUUGGGUCUUCGUUUCUGUGCGAGGGCUUUCUCUAGUUGCGGCAAGUGGGGGCCACUCUUCAUCGCGGUGCGCGGGCCUCUCACUAUCGCGGCCUCUCUUGUUGCGGAGCACAGGCUCCAGACGCGCAGGCUCAGUAAUUGUGGCUCACGGGCCCAGUUGCUCCGCGGCAUGUGGGAUCUUCCCAGACCAGGGCUCAAACCCGUGUCCCCUGCAUUGGCAGGCAGAUUCUCAACCACUGCGCCACCAGGGAAGCCCAAAACCAGGUCUGUUUUAACUCUCAAGCCUGAAGUGUGCAGUUUCUCCCAACAGUGCUCUCCCAAAGGGAACACUACAGGACACGGCAAGAGAAAACAGGCGCUGCACCUCACCUCUGUGGAGACGGACUGGGAACAGACUGCCCUGUCUCACCCGCUGUGCAACCCCCAGGUCCUCAUCAACCUGGCCUUGCUGAUGCAGGAAGCAGAACUUCGGGGGAGUCCCUCACUGGCCAUGUGGCUGGUCAAUGGCUUCCAGCUACUAUAUGUGGGUGAUGCCCUUUGGCACGAGGAGGCGGUCCUCACCACCAUGGACAUCAUACACGACGGGUUUGGCUUCAUGCUGGCCUUUGGGGACCUCGCCUGGGUACCCUUCACCUACAGCCUGCAGGCCCAGUUCCUGCUGUACCACCCAGAGCCCCUGGGGUUGCCCCUGGCCUCGGUCAUCUGCCUCAUCAAUGCUGUUGGUUACUACAUCUUCCGUGGAGCCAAUUCUCAGAAAAACACCUUCCGGAAGAAUCCUUCUGAUCCCAGAGUGGCUGACCUUGAGACCAUCUCUACAGCCACAGGGCGACGGCUGCUGGUGUCUGGGUGGUGGGGUAUGGUCCGCCAUCCCAACUACCUUGGAGACCUCAUCAUGGCUCUGGCCUGGUCCUUGCCCUGCGGGGUGUCCCACCUGUUGCCCUACUUCUACCUCCUUUACUUCACUGCGCUGUUGGUACACCGUGAGGCCCGGGAUGAGCAGCAGUGUCUGCAGAAGUAUGGCCUGGCCUGGCAUGCAUACUGCCAGCGUGUGCCCUAUCGAAUCGUGCCCUACAUCUACUGAAGCAGCUCCACGUGUCCCAUGUCGGGCCACAUGCCCACCCAGCUGCCAGCACACCCAGCACCAGGAGCCUGGACUCACCUGGCACUCAAGGGCCUGCACCCUACCCUGCUCUGAGCUCCGACAGGCAGUGGUGAAUAGCCUGAUAGGUGGUUGGAGCAAAAGGGGAAAACGAAGCCAAAAUGGAGUGGAGGGGCUGCUCUUCCUCCUUGGAUAAACAUCUGGAACGUUU